CCAUCUAUGGGUUAUGUCUUAUGUUGUCAUUCAUUGCCAUUCAUUGAUUGUAUCGACAAAUCUAUAUAUCUUUAGUUUGACUGUUUGUAUCGGCACUGGUAUUGUCUAUCGAGAUGUUGUCCCGUCUAUUAUUUAAUUCAAAGAACCUAUGGUUGUCCGGUAAGAGUGUGCAACCAGUGCUGACCCGAAGUUUGUCUUCAAUAACACAACACGAAGUCAAUGUGAAUCCGCCAUUAUUACCGAAAUUAUACGAUGCGGCCGACGCACCACCAGAAACCAUAUCUUUUGAUCCGAGAAAGGAAUCGUUGGAAGAGUUUCUUAAUAUUCGUUUUGGUGUCGAUAUGCCGACCAUUAACGACGAUAAAAAGCCCGAACGUGAUGUGAAAAAUUUUCCGCGAAUCCCGGCACCCAUUUGGCCCGAUCGCACCCGACUCUAUGUGUUACCCGAUUCAUGGUUUAACUACUUUUAUGAGAAGACAGGAGUGACCGGUCCUUAUGUUUUUGGAUUUACUUUUAUUACAUUUUUGAUGUCAAAAGAGAUUUAUAUCAUUGAACACGAGUUCUGGACCGGACUAUCGCUAAUCAUAUUGAUCUCUGCCGUCAAUCUUAAGUUUGGUCCCAAACUCAGGGAAAUGUAUGGCCGAUGGCAGGAUGAUGAAGUGGUUCUUUGGGAUGAAUGGCAGUCAGGAAUGAAAAAGUUUUUGAAGAAUAUGAUUGACUCGGAAAGUAAAUCUCAAGAAUUGGCUAAACAACAGAAGAUAUUAUUUGAUGCCAAGAGAGAGAACAUUAAACUUCAAUUAGAAACUGAGUUCAGAAGGAGACAAAUGAUGGCCUAUAAUGAGGUUCGCAAUCGUUUGGAAUACUUGUUGGCCAAACAGUCAUCAGAGAGACAGUACCAACAACAACAUAUGGUCAACUGGAUCAUCGAUGGUGUCCUCAAAGGUAUUACAGCACAACAAGAGAAGGAAGUCCUACAAAAAUGUUUGACUGAUUUGAAACAAUUGUCGACUAAAAACAAAAUAUCUCUCACAUAAAAAAUUAAUUAAUGGGUUUAAUAAAAUAGCAAUUAAAUAAUUAUAAGAUUAAAAUUUAAUUUAGAAAAUGUUCAUUUAAUUUGUUAAUAUUUUUAUUUCUUCUUUUUUAAUGGCUUACAAUCUCUAAAGGUUUACAAUAAUAUAAAACUAUUGAGUGAAGUGGAAAAUUAGGUUAAAACAAGCAAUCAAUCGAUGCUAAGACUCAAUAGUUUGUUUUAGAUUUGAAAUAUACUUUAAUUUAGUUUUUAAGCUCCAGAGAGAUUGCGAGACAUGAAAAGUUAUUUACAUGUAUUACAUGUAUUUUAAUUAUGAAAAUUGAAAAAUGUUUGUAAAAAUAUUAUAAAACACGAAUA
Molecule: messenger RNA, 1387 nt
Organism: Oppia nitens
Lineage: Eukaryota; Metazoa; Arthropoda; Arachnida; Sarcoptiformes; Oppiidae
Gene: ATPsynB
Product: ATP synthase subunit b, mitochondrial-like
Exons: 4
Coding region: 114-1034 (306 amino acids)
Biological process (GO): proton motive force-driven ATP synthesis
Molecular function (GO): proton transmembrane transporter activity
Source: RefSeq, a predicted model, not a curated record